Messenger RNA from Microthlaspi erraticum, 399 nucleotides. The record is from the annotation of a GenBank genome assembly. Lineage: Eukaryota; Viridiplantae; Streptophyta; Magnoliopsida; Brassicales; Brassicaceae.
AUGUGGAGGCUGAGGAUCGGAGCUAAGGCAGAAAAGGACUCUCACAUGAGCACCACCAACAAUUACAUUGGACGGCAGGUAUGGGAGUUUGAUGCCAACGUGGGCUCUCCAGAGGAACUCGCUGAGGUCGAAGAGGCUCGCCGGAAUUUUUCAAACAAUGGAUACAAGGCCAGUGCCGAUCUCCUUUGGCGUAUGCAGUUUCUAAGGGAGAAGAAGUUCGAGCAGAAGAUUCCGAGAGCGAGAAUAGAGGAUGCAAAGAAAAUAAGGUAUGAAGAUGCCAAGACGGCGCUGAGAAGAGGUUUACUCUAUAUGGCGGCAUUACAGGCUGAUGAUGGACAUUGGCCUGCUGAAAACUCUGGUUGCAUGUUAUUUGACGCCCCCUUUGUGAGCUACACUUAA